Molecule: messenger RNA, 2965 nt
Organism: Panonychus citri (citrus red mite)
Lineage: Eukaryota; Metazoa; Arthropoda; Arachnida; Trombidiformes; Tetranychidae
Product: diuretic hormone receptor-like
Exons: 12
Coding region: 903-2585 (560 amino acids)
Biological process (GO): cell surface receptor signaling pathway; adenylate cyclase-modulating G protein-coupled receptor signaling pathway
Cellular component (GO): plasma membrane
Molecular function (GO): diuretic hormone receptor activity; peptide hormone binding; G protein-coupled peptide receptor activity
Source: RefSeq, a predicted model, not a curated record
GUUGAAAACGCGUUUCAAUCUUAUUUGGCCUCGAAAACGCAGGCCUUUUAUUCAAAAGGUAUUUUUGAUCUACCAAAUAGAUGGAAAAAAGCUAUUGCUUCAAAUGGUGAUUAUUUCGUUGAUUGAAUUAGGCGUUUAUUUAAAUAAAAUUGAUUGUAAAACAACAAUCAAAUUUCUUGCAAAACUUUCUGAUCAUCCUAAUAUUAUCUCUUGGUUAUCACCUUUUUGGAACUUAUUCAAUAAGAUAAAGGAUGACCUUCGAACUGAUCUGAUCGCCGACCUCGGGUUGUAAGAUCUCAAGAUGCUCUAUUGGUUGGUUUCAGAUUUUGUCUAGAGUUAACCGUUACACUCUUUAGAACAUGGGUCUAAUUAUGGAUUUAAAUUCAAUUGAAAAAAAGCUACCUGUAAAUCCCACUGAGAUUACAUUGAAAUGGUAAACCAGAAUUUCAAUUGAUUAUAUUCAGGAAAAUCAUCAUGACUUGCGCAUAUGAGUAAAUCUCCUGGUACAUCGAUUGAGUUAUAACAUUUAUCGCUUUCCAACUGAAACCUGAAGAAUUAUCAGUUCUGAUGAAAAGAAUGCUAAAAAAAGAAUUCGAAUCCAUUGAGAUAUUUUCUGUUGAUUAAUUAGUCAUUUUAUAUUCUGUGUAAAAAUUAAAAUAAUAUUGUAAUCAAAUCACUUGAUGGAUCCCACAAUCUAUGUAAUAUUAAUGAGUGAAUUUUUUGAUAAUAAAGUGAAACAAUCAAUAUUUUAUCAGUGUUCCAAUCCAUGAUUUCUGGAUAAUAACUUGUUGCUUUUACGUUACACGAAUUUAAUUGUUUGAAAAACUUUUCUUAAAUUGUGAUUAGUUGAUGAUUAAAGUUAAUCAGUGCAACACAUUGUGAAACAUAUUGUAAUUACAAUAAUGUCAUGGUUGUUUUUAAUUUAUAGUUCAUAUACAAGUUUACAAUCAAAUGAAAUUAAUUAUGAAAUUGAUUACAAUACUUCAGAGAUACUCAAUGAAAUUGCUGAUGAUCCAGCUAAUUGUAGUAAUACAAUUAACAAUAAUAGUAAUAAUAAUAACAAUAAUAACAAUAAUAAUAACGGACUGUCUCUCAUUUCAAGUGAAACAAUACCAAUUGAAGUUGAUGGUAAAAUAUAUUGUUCACCAACAUGGGAUCGGAUCUCUUGUUGGCCUUUGACCCUCGCCAAUGACAUUGCUGUGAUUCCUUGUUUUGCUGAAUUAAAUGAAGUACCUUAUGAUACCAAUCAAAAUGCUACUCGAAUGUGUCUUCCGAACGGUUUUUGGGCUGGAAAAUCUGAUUACACCAAAUGUAAAGCACUGACUCAAGAAAUUACCCAAAAUUUUAACGAAAUCACUGAUCUUUCCGAUGCUUCAGUUGUGUAUUAUUUUGGUUAUGGAUUAUCAAUCGUAGCUCUGUUCAUUGCCUUGGGGAUAUUACUAACCUUUAAAGACUUACGAUGUAUUCGGAAUACAAUACAUAUAAAUCUCAUGUUAUCUUACAUGUUUCACGCUCUAACAUGGAUCGCAACUGCUACACUUCAGGAUAAUUCUUUGGUUGCUGCUUACAAGAUUUCAUUUCAUGGUGUCUGUUUCUUGUACAUCCUUUUAACCUAUUUCACAGCGACCAGUUUUUUCUGGAUGUUCUUGGAAGGACUUUAUUUGUACAUACUUGUGGUUCGAACCUUCAGCAUCGAAAGAAUCAACGUAAUCCUAUUCUCACUCAUAGGUUGGGGUUUUCCAGCUAUUCUGGUCACUCUCUGGUCACCAAUAAAAUACCUGUACCCAAACCAGGAAGAUGAAGACUCAAUACCAGUGACAUCAAAAAGUUUCAAUUGUCCAUGGCAGGUAAUUAAUAUUAUCGACCUGAUCUACAUUUGUCCAAUAUAUAUUGUCCUAUUAGUAAACCUAUUCUUCCUUGGUGUUGUUAUCUACGUUCUGGUGACCAAAACAAGAGCCUCAGAAACUUCACAAGAAUUUCAACAAUAUCGGAGAGCCGUUAAAGCCUUGCUGGUAUUAACCCCACUUCUUGGCAUUGCUUAUAUUUUACUCUUGGUAACCCCUGAUUCCAAUAAUGCUAAAAUCAUCUACACUUAUAUUCAUGCAACUCUCAAUUCAACUCAGGGAUUCACUGUUGCUGUUUUAUAUUGUUUUCUUAAUUCAGAGGUUCGAAAUUCACUUCGAUAUCAUAUUGAACGUUGGCGAAAUGUACGAACACUAAGACAUGGAGAUUAUCCACUUCCCGUUCAUAGAACCUUUUCAACUCGAAGUCGAGGUCGAAAAAGUGAAUAUCGAUUGAAAUAUACUUCGUCAUUUAAUCAUCACAAUCAAACUUGUUACAAUUCAACCUCAAGUUAUAAUUCAUCAAGAGAAUUGUCAACUUCUCUAUCACCUUUACCACCUAUAUCACCGAUUCCUCCUACAAACGCAAUCGUCCAGCCAAAAUUGACCCCAAAGGUGAACGGGUUAUCCAACCCUCAAAAAAUAGUAAAGCCAAAUCAUCAACAUUCAUCCGUAAACAAUCAACUAAUUAUGAUAAAUCAACAAGCAAACGAAAUGUUUAUGAAGAGUAUCUUUAAGAUGUAGAUAUCGAUAGGUACUCACAAGAAUUACCAACAAUCAGUCAACAAUUAAGCUUAAUCACGACGUCAAGUGAAGACUUUUAUUCCUAAAUCAAAGCUAUUUAAUUGUACAAUCAAUGUAACAAUUUAAUCAUUCUCCUUUCCUUCAACCAAACUAAAUUGCUAUGUGCCUGAAAAUGAAGACAAUUAACUUAAUCAAUACACUAUAUGACCAUUUCUAUCACUAUUUAAUUAUUUAACACUACAGAUUGAAACAAAUUACUACGUUGAUUAAUAUAUUUAAUUACAUUUCCUUAAGCAAAAUUAUUAUCUAAUGUAAUAAAAUGAUGAUUACUAAUCAAUUUUAGAUCAACAACCUUGGUCCAAUUUAAUUGUUAUUGUUGU